Paramecium pentaurelia is the source of this 249-nucleotide messenger RNA. NCBI's taxonomy places the organism in Eukaryota, Ciliophora, Oligohymenophorea, Peniculida, Parameciidae. The record is from the annotation of a GenBank genome assembly.
AUGGAAGAGAAUUCAAUAAGAUUUUAGAAAUAUUUUUAAGUUAUUUCAAUCGAUAAAGAUGAUUCAUUCAUUUUUGUAGCUAGUGACUCUUCUAUCACUUUGUUUCAAUUUAAAUUUACUUAAUUUAAAUUGUAGAAGUCAUAAUAAUUAUGUCACCAUUUCAAAUAACUUUUAAAACAAUUCUUAAUUCAUUGCAGGUUCAAUGGAUUCCAAAAUUGUAUUAUGGUCUUUGAAUCUCAUGGCAAAUGA